This is a messenger RNA of Mesorhabditis belari, 855 nucleotides long. Lineage: Eukaryota; Metazoa; Nematoda; Chromadorea; Rhabditida; Rhabditidae. The record is from the annotation of a GenBank genome assembly.
AUGGGAAGAUCAAAAAGUGUGGCCGGGCCGCAAAAAGUAGACGACUUUUUCGAUCAUUACCGGAAGAAUGAGAAGUUGCAACACGCGGAUGUUGGCGUGCAAUUUUUACCACUCAAGUUCGAGAUCAAUACAGGAUCGAAAGAAUUCGAUGGAGCAGGGGCUUCUGAUCCGUCUUACAUGCCCGGAAAUCGAAUUCAGGCCACGGAGCCUGGAUCUUUCCCCCAUAUCCGACGACAAACGUUCGAACAAAUUGGCAAUACGUUACACAUUCAUAAUGCUGAAGCAAGGGCGGCUGGUGUGUAUUUUUGCUACGAUGACACCGCGAUCAAUUUGGUCCGCUAUUUCUAUAUUCUUCACGCAAUGACGCCGAUCAAUCAAGUAAAACACAUCUACUUACUGGCCUGGCGAUCAUAUUUCUAUCACGUGCAAAGUUUGUCAACGAGGUCUCGAUUCAAAUGGGAAGAUCAAAACAAGAAUGAGAAGUUGCAACACGCGGAUGUUCGUGUGCAAUUUUUACCAUUCAAGCUCCAGUUCCAUACAAGAUCGGGCCAAUUCGAGGGAUCAGGGGAUUCUGAACCGUCUUACAUGCCCGGAAAUCGAAUUCAGGCCACAGAGAACGGAUCUUUGCCCCAUAUCCGACCACAAACGUUCGAAUAUAUUGGCAAUACGUUGCACUUUCAUAAUGCACAAGCAAGGGCGGCUGGUGUGUAUUUUUGCUACGAGGACACCGCGAUCAAUUUGGUCCGCUAUUUCUAUAUUCUCCACGCGAUGACGCCAAUCAAUCGAGUGAAUUGGAUGGAUGAUGCUAAUUUAAAGAAUCGUCUUCAGCUGAGUCCGGAUAUGGGCAAAAUGAAU